UUGGGGGCAGCUCAAUGUAACCGCUAAGACCAAAUCAUAAAGGGGAUUGGGUUAGGCUAAGAUAGAUUUAGUUAGGUUAAAAUUGGUUCAGUUGAGUUUGCAGACCUCGCUAAAGGAAGCUAUGGUUAAGUUUGAUUAAGAUGUGGUUAGGUUAGUUUAGGUUAGGUUAAAUUAGGUUAAAUUAAGAUAGGUUAGUUUGGGUCACAUAUUUAACGUCUAAAAUAACUGCCAACUAACAGUAUAUAUUUACCUUGCAGAACAUGUCCGGAUAAAAUUCAAGAACAUUCGGACCUAUUUCCUGAAUCUCUACAGGAAGAUUCAGAAGGCACCAAGUGGAUCUGCUGGACAGCCUGGACAGAAGUGGCCUUUAUUUGAGACUGCAAUGUUCCUGGUGGACAGCCUGGUUGAUACCAGUAACACCACAUCUACUUAUGUGGUACCCAAUUCUGAGCAGGUUAACUUGGUGCCGACACUUUGCCUUUCACCAGAUGGCUUCAUGAAGGAGGAGGAAAUGCCUUGUCUAACUAGGCUGGACCUACAGGUGACAGAUUGCAAGACUGUGCCGUCUGGAGAGGUUACACGCUUGCAACAGGAAUCCAGCCCACAGCCAUCACCUGGUACUAGUAGCAGUGCUGAAGCUGGUGCUCCGUGUCACCAAAAAUUGCCAGUGAGGCCCACGGCAACAAGGAAAAGAAAGAGGCCAUCAAGUGUUGCCUCAGAUAUUGACUCUUGUGUGGAGACAUUGCAAACUUAUGUGAAUAAUAUUAACAAAAAAAAAAAUCAGCGUCUGUUGAGGCUUCAAGCUUGGGAAACAUUGUGGAAGCAACCUACGACAAACUUAUACAUACAAAUCAAAUAUGGUUCAUGCAAGAAGUUGUGAAAUUGGUUGCAAAAAUACUGUGAGUGGCGGGGAGGUGUACUGUGGAUGACGUCAUCACCCCUGCUCCCCCGUGCUCGGCCCUCUUGGAUGACAUGAGCGGAUACCGUAUCUGUGAAUUUUUCUUACCGUAUAUCGAAUCGAGGGUUGUAAUUUCCAAAUACCAUAACUGAAUUUACCGGAUAAAGAACUACUGUAUAACGAGGACUUACUGGAGUUGUUACGCUUGCUUAUAUGUUAUUCAAUAAAAUGUAUUUAGUUUU
This is a messenger RNA of Portunus trituberculatus (swimming crab), 1140 nucleotides long. RefSeq lists its product as uncharacterized. The record is from RefSeq and is a predicted model, not a curated record. NCBI's taxonomy places the organism in Eukaryota, Metazoa, Arthropoda, Malacostraca, Decapoda, Portunidae. The transcript is spliced from 2 exons. The coding region runs from base 383 to 880 and encodes 165 amino acids.